GUCUUCCUGGUGCUUACUCCUCGGAGAAUGGGUGUCUAGUCAUUUAGCAUGCCACCCCAACGCGCGCCCCAGUCCCCCUUCCCGCGCCAUCGCAGUAAGCGGAUUGCCUGCAGGCAAUGUCGCCAGUCAAAGCUUCGAUGUGAGGUAUCCACAGGUGGUGCUAUCCCCUGCUCCCGAUGUCGCCGGCUGGGCUACGAAUGCCGGCUUGAUGUGGCGUAUCAACGUGUCAACGGGCGAGAGAGACUAGAGGAACUGGAGAAGGAAGUUCAGCAUCUGCGCUCAUCCGUCUCCACUCAUCCUCCCGCUGCCGCGCCACAGUCCCUCCAAGGCAUUCUCCUCACCCCCAGCGAAUCGUACCAUGCCGAUGCCUCCUCUAUUAUCGUUCAGGAACCCUCAGGGUCGCGAGUGGAUCUGGUGGCUUCCCAAAUGCCACCUUUGCCAGUAGAACCUACAACUCCAGUACAUUCCUUGCCAUCCCAGCAACCUAGUCAACCGUCGCCUUUACUUACCGACACGACGUCCCCAACCUCAUCCAGGUCGCUAGAGUUUGUCCACCUCCAUGGGUUUCAAGUAAAUGCUCUGUUCAACAUCUUCUUCACUCACUAUCAUCCCUACGUACCCUUGUUGGAUCCAACCAUCUCCCCGAACCAAUAUUAUGCUCGAUCUGCAGGGUUAUUCUGGUCCAUCAUUCUGCUGGCCUCUCGUCGAUAUACGGAAGAACCUGGCUUGUUUGUCAGUCUCACGGCUCCCGUCAAAAAGCUCAUAUGGGAUACCAUCGCCAAUCCCCCGCACACCUGGCAUGCCGUGCAGGCUAUCAUCCUAGUGUGUCUGUGGCCAUUUCCCACUUCAUCUCUUUCCUCCGAUAUUACAUCCAUUCUCCUAUCCACCGCGCAGACGAUCUCCCUCCGCAUCGGACUGCAUCGACCAGAAGCCAUCCAGGAUUUUUCCCGAACCAAAAGACGUUUGAUGCCGGAUGAGAUGGCCGAAGUAGCUCGAACAUGGGCGACCUGCUAUAUCACCGCUCAAACGAUCGUAACCAUAGACGGACAAGUAUGGGUUUCGUCAGACUGGAUGAUCGAUCGGCUUUGUGACCGGGACAGCACCAUGAUCCCCACGUCCCUCAAACAUCAACUCCUCAUAUCACGGUUUUCGGCCCGUGUAGGUCAAUUCAUGUCCAGCCACUCACAGGGUCCAACGGAUCUUCCUCGUCCAGGGGAAUUCAUCUCCCUUCUGGCCCUGUUGGAGCGAGAAUACACCGAACUGGCAUCCACUUUAACCAGCUACAUAUCUGAGGAGAACAAAGUCCUUCUUAAUGGCACCGGUCUCCAACUCUACGUCUUCUACCUACUCGAAGAAUCCGACUCCGACACGCGCAAACGCGGGCUCCUCCGCGCAUACAGCAUGUCAAUCUCCACCAUAACAAUCAUCAACCAACUCGAAGCCCUCACCGACGCCAUGGCCUACGGGCCCGUGUCCUAUUUCCGUAUCAUCUCUAUCGCAGCUAUGUUCAUACUCAAAUUGAGCUAUUCGAACCUCGGCCCCUAUCUCGACCUAGAGACCGGUAAACGCUCAUUCAACUCUGCCAUUGCCCUAACGCGUCGGAUAUCUAUCGAGGACAACGAUCUCCCUGGGCGCAUGUCAAAGAUUCUUACCCAGUUGUGGAGUGCUCAAGUUAUUCAUCGCGGGCAGCGGGACAAGCCGCCCGGGCUAAGACUGAAGACACGCUUGGCUGCCAGUUUAGUCCAUGAUUCCAUGUGGAUGUGGCGGGAGCAGUUUGGUGGACAGCCUCGCAGUGGGACAAAUACGCCCCUGGCGAGUCGGGGAUAUUUUGCUGACAACAGGGCUAUGGAGCAGCGCGGGGGACUAAGUGCCCGGGGGACAGGCUCGGCUGGCCAGGAGGCUGCUACUAAUUUUCCAGUGGGGAUGGAAGGUGCUUAUUCAGAUGGAUUGACCCUGGAGGAUGUGGUCGAUGCAGAGUUGCUUGCGUUGUUGCCUUUUAGCUUGGAUGGGGAAAUCUUCACUGCGCCUGGAGGGUGUUGACAUGCGUUCAGUAACUUGCUUUUUGCCUAUCGUCACACGGCUGUCAUGCGUAACGAAUAUCCUAAG
This is a messenger RNA of Aspergillus neoniger CBS 115656, 2106 nucleotides long. RefSeq names its product Zn(II)2Cys6 transcription factor. The coding region runs from base 49 to 2040 and encodes 663 amino acids. Lineage: Eukaryota; Fungi; Ascomycota; Eurotiomycetes; Eurotiales; Aspergillaceae. The transcript is spliced from 6 exons. The record is from RefSeq and is a predicted model, not a curated record. Gene Ontology annotation, biological process: regulation of DNA-templated transcription; DNA-templated transcription. Gene Ontology annotation, cellular component: nucleus. Gene Ontology annotation, molecular function: zinc ion binding; transcription cis-regulatory region binding; DNA-binding transcription factor activity, RNA polymerase II-specific.